AGACGAAGCAUUUAGAGAAGAAAAGAAAUGUUGCUCUAGAGGAGAUAAAAUAUACACCACACUGUGUAUAUAGGCCAGGUUCCAAUUCUAUGCUCUCUCAGUACACCCACUCCUCCAGCAGCCAAUCCCAUAGCACUCAGUUCCUUCUGUUGUAAGCAACUGCAGGCUGUGCGAGAACAAUACCGGGGACAUCACUCACCUCUGACAGUCUCAGCCUGGAAAAGACACUCUUGCAUACUAACCAGGAGUCCUGGGAAGAAAGAAGAAGAACGAUGAGGGACACUUAUGAUGUCAUUGUCAUUGGUGGAGGCAUUUCAGGACUUUCUGCUGCUAAACUGCUCAAAGAGUCAGGAAUUAACGUGGUGCUAUUAGAAGCUCAGAACAGAGUUGGUGGACGAACGCACACAAUUCGAAACAAGGAAGUUAAAUAUGUGGAUGUUGGAGGAGCAUACGUGGGACCCACUCAGAAUCGCUUAUUACGAAUGGCUAAAGAACUGGGUGUGCAGACUUAUAAGGUGUUUUUAAAUGGCCACCUUGUACAGCGUGCAAAGGGAAAAUCGUACAAAUUUCAUGGUGCCUUCCCACCUGCAUACAAUCCAUUGGUCUACUUGGAUUACAACAAUUUUAUGAGAACUAUGGAUCAGUGGGGAAGUGAGAUUCCUGCUGAUUCUCCGUGGAAAGCACCACAUGCCAAAGAGUGGGAUAACAUGUCAAUGAGAGAAUUUAUAGAAAAAGUGUGCUGGACAAGUGCAGCCAGGAAGUUUGCAGAGCUCUUCGUAAAUUUGGUUGUAACAGCUGAGACUCAACAAGUUUCCACACUUUGGUUUCUAUGGUAUGUAAACAUCUGUGGUGGAACAACAAGAAUUUUCUCAACAGACAAUGGAGGGCAGGAGAGAAAGUUUGUUGGAGGCUCUGGACAGAUAAGCGAGAAGAUAAUGGAUCUCCUUCAGGAUCGAGUAAAAUUGGAGAGACCAGUGAUUAGGCUUGAUCAGUCUGGAGAAAAUGUCACUGUGGAAACCUUAAACCAUGAAAUCUAUCAGAGUAAAUUUGUCAUUAGCGCUAUACCACCAGUGUUGAGUACAAAGAUUCAUUUCACUCCAGAGCUGCCACCAGUCAGAAACCAGUUAAUACACCGCCUUCCAAUGGGAUCUGUUAUCAAAUGCAUGGUUUAUUAUAAGGAAGCCUUCUGGAGGAAAAUGGGGUUAUGUGGAUGUUUGAUGAUUGAAGAAGAAGAAACACCAAUUGGAUUCACCUUGGAUGACACCAAACCGGAUGGUUCUGUACCAGCCAUCAUAGGAUUCAUCCUCUCCAGAAAAGCAUCUCUGCUGGCAAAUCUGAGCAAGGAAGAAAGGAAAAUAAAAAUAUGUGAAUACUACGCUAAGGCCAUGGGAACAGAAGAAGCACUCCAUCCUGUGCAUUAUGAAGAAAAGGACUGGUGUAAAGAACAGUACUCAGGUGGAUGUUACACAGCAUAUUUCCCUCCAGGAAUCAUGACCCAGUUUGGAAGUGUGAUUCGAACACCUGUUGGAAAAGUUUACUUUGCCGGUACUGAGACUGCAACACAAUGGAGUGGAUACAUGGAAGGUGCUAUAGAAGCUGGAGAACGGGCAGCCAGAGAGGUUAUGUGCAAAAUGGGACUAAUUCGUGAGGAUCAAAUAUGGGUGCCUGAGCCGGAGUCUGUGGAUGUUCCUGCCCUGCCAAUCACAACAACAUUUUUGGAAAGAAACUUGCCUUCUUCUCAAGGCUUACUAAGAUUCUUAGGAUGUUCUGCCUUCUUCGCAACAGUAGCUGCCAGUGUUAUAGCCUUUAAGAAGGGUUAUGUUACAGUUAAUAGCAACUUUAACAUUAAAUAGAUCUCUUAACUUUUGGUAAGCGCAGCCAUAGAAGGUUUUAGGAAAGUAGACCCUCUUCACUAUGGAAGAUGUCAGUGAUCUCCGUGUGCUGUCUGAUAGAAUGGUGAAGUAAAAUACAUUGAUUAAAUGUCUAGAAUAAAGAAUGUGUUCAUCAGAAAA
This is a messenger RNA of Rana temporaria (common frog), 2012 nucleotides long. Its product is annotated as amine oxidase [flavin-containing] B-like. The transcript is spliced from 15 exons. Bases 273 to 1853 code for a protein of 526 amino acids. NCBI's taxonomy places the organism in Eukaryota, Metazoa, Chordata, Amphibia, Anura, Ranidae. The record is from RefSeq and is a predicted model, not a curated record. Gene Ontology annotation, molecular function: oxidoreductase activity.